Messenger RNA from Bactrocera neohumeralis, 2888 nucleotides. RefSeq names its product serine protease gd-like. The transcript is spliced from 4 exons. NCBI's taxonomy places the organism in Eukaryota, Metazoa, Arthropoda, Insecta, Diptera, Tephritidae. The record is from RefSeq and is a predicted model, not a curated record. Gene Ontology annotation, biological process: proteolysis. Bases 1150 to 2580 code for a protein of 476 amino acids. Gene Ontology annotation, molecular function: serine-type endopeptidase activity.
UUCUUAUUAUUGCGGAUAGCAAUGUUGAAGUGCUUCCCUUGUGCAGAUGGAAGCUUAAACGAUUAGUAAUGAAGCUCACAUGCACUGCCUUUUACAUCGUGGACUAUCGGUCCAACUUAAUGUGCUAAGCUCCAGCGGUGAUUUAGGAUUCACAAAAAUAUCUUUAACAAUACCCACAAAAAAGACAAUAUUUUAUUAUUAUGGAAACCGGUUGCAGUGAAAUCAACCUAAUGGAGAAGUAAAAUAAAUUUCUCGCUCAGCAAAAUAAUCUAAGCGCGCAAUUUACAAAAAAAAUUAAUAACUGUCAGAGCGAUUACUUCACAAUUUAAAGAUCAUAAUGAUAUUCGCUCUUUUCAACACCGCAAAUUUAGUUAAGUUUCGCAAAAUCAGCUGGUUCUCGACACCGUCACCGGUGAGAUUGAUCAACGAAUAGCACCUCAAAGAAAAACUUAAGUUACACGUUUUGUUUACACAACAAACAAAAACUCACAAGAAUGUCAUGACUAAUUGGCCAUCAAGAUUAUUUGUUAUUCUUGUUAUUGGUAUUUAUUAUUAUUGGUUUUUCGUCUUUUUGCAUAUAAGUUUCGUGUAUGUUGCUGCUGGAAUUAACUUUGUUAAGACAACCGCUUUACUUCACAUUUGAAUUCUCUCAAAAUUUCUGUAGGAGACUUAAUUUUGAAAAUUCUUUUGAACUGGAGCUGCUCAGAGUAUAUAAGCAUUAGAUGGUUCGCAGUUGAGUCUGGUGUUCACCAGUUCGCUCAUUCAGUUCGCGAUGCUCAGCGUGUUGAGAUACUAGCAAAUUAGCGCGGUUUCGGAAACGGAGAUGUUGAUCUUUCAAUAGCCAAUAGGGUGACGCAAAAUACAAGUACGACCAGUAUAAAAAUACUUAGUGAGAAUAUUAUUAUUUUUAAUGUAUGGUGAUUAGAAAUUAAUUUGCAUUUAUUUACGAAACGCAGCAAAAGUCCAAAAUAUUUAAUAUAAAAAAAUACUAAUAUAAUAAAUAAAUAAAUAAAUGUUAACAGAACAUAAGUGAGACCAUGACAAAUAAACACGCGUGAGAAAAAGUGGAAACGAAACCGAAUCUAAACAAAUACUUAAGCUAUAGUGAACUUCCUAAUAAAUCUCGCAUACAGAAGCUCAUAUUGUGAAAUGUUACACACUGUUUUGCGGUGUUCUGCUUUUGUUCUCUUCUUAUUGCAUUUAUGGCGCCUGCCAAUUACUGCCAAUGCUCAGGAAAUACCUUCGAUUGCCUGUCCCAACUACUUCCAGUACCUCAACUAUGGUAACGGAUACAUCGGACGCAUUACACUGCCCUUAUCGAUGAGCAGCACUCGACUGGAUGUGCGCUUCUCGCAGAGAUAUCCGGUACAAUCGAAUUACUACGGCCGUUUAUCGCUCUUUGAAAGUCAGCAGACAACAUUGAAUAACUUGGCGCGUGGUCUUCCCAUUUCUUAUCGUGUGGAUUUCCCAUUUACUAAUGUGGUGCCAAAGUUGACGCGUAUCACCGUCAAUGGCGUCACCGUUUGCGCGGCAUCUGAGUAUCCCCCUCCAAGCACUGCUUUGGAUCUUCAGCAUACAUUGCAAACAGCAACUGUGCGCGGCACGAGUCCGCUCAAUAGUAAUUUUGACCCCGGUUUUCGCACCGAUGCAAAUUCAAUACCCACUCAGAUUGUUAAUCGCUUUCCACAACAAACACAGCAAAUUAUUGGUCAGCAGCCUCAAGUUACAAGGCAAAGACCUGCGCCUAAUAACCCAUUCUUACAGCCAAGUACAAGGCGAACUCCAGCUCCUGCGGAUAAUACGUGUGGUGUAGAAGGUAUAUCUGCGACGCCGUUCAUUCACGGUGGUAUACAGAUUUCGCGUGGACAAUUCCCCUGGUUGACCGCUAUCUAUCAGAAGCUGUCAUCAUCUGGCUUGAGAUUCUUGUGCGGCGGCUCGUUGGUCUCUGCAAACACAGUCAUCACCGCGGGACAUUGCUUCAAGCUAAAAUCUCUCAGCGCCUCUCAGAUCGUCGUCUAUUUAGGCCGUCACAACUUGGACAAUUAUGGUGAGGCCGGCGCUGUCUCGAGGGAUAUACGCAAUUUGAUCAUUCAUCCCGACUAUAAUGGAAAUUCGCUGCCAGAUGCAGAUAUCGCAAUAUUACACAUGCAGUCAAGUGUUGCAUUUAGUCAGUUUAUUCGGCCCAUUUGCUUAUGGAGCGAGGCGGCGGACACUUCAUUUGUUGUUGGUCAAACAGCAUACGUUGCCGGCUGGGGUGCGGAUGAGAGAGGUCAUGAAGUGAGCGCGUUACCAAAAAUGGUUGACACGUCGAUCGUCAGCGACAACGAUUGUCUGCGUUCUUCGGAGGUCUUCACUAGAAUAACAACGCCACGCACCAUUUGCGCUGGUAAUCGUGAUGGUACCGGUCCUUGUAUGGGUGAUUCCGGGGGCGGCUUGAUGCUAAAUCGUAAUGGUGCUUGGAUGUUACGUGGCAUCGUAUCGGCCGGUCUUACUACACAGGGUCAAUGCGAUCUCAGCCAAUAUGUAAUAUACUGUGAUCUGGCGAAACAUUUUUCGUGGGUGCGAAGUAAUAUUUUGUGACAACGGGUUUUUGUCCGCCAUACGCAUGCACAACUGUGUCAUAGACUGCGAAAACUUGAGAAUUGAGAUUAUAAUAAUUAUACCAUUACCAGCUUAAGGUUUACAAGAAAAGUUUUUGAGUGGCGUCUAAGUGCGGAAGAGUGCCUUCGAAGCCCCUCCAAUUUCUGCAGGGAUAACAUUUAAUUUCUACUUUCAGCUUUACUAUAACACUCAGGUAUACAAAAAAAGUCAAAAUAUAGUACUUGAUAUAGUACUUCAGUCAAACGUUUACAAAAUUUAAAAUAAACGAAUUUCAUAUAAAGACUAAU